Chironomus riparius is the source of this 9991-nucleotide messenger RNA. The record is from the annotation of a GenBank genome assembly. Lineage: Eukaryota; Metazoa; Arthropoda; Insecta; Diptera; Chironomidae.
GUUGGCUGCAAAGGGUAUUUCAAUGUUUAAACAAUUUCGGUUGAGUCAAGUUGACUUGAGCGCUUUACAAUUUUUAAUCAAAAUUCUAAAAUUCCCUUUUUAAAAGCUUAUUAAUUAUUCAAGAUGAAAAAGUCAGACACUCAUACAAAAUGAAGCUAUACAAAUCUGCUCAAAAAAUAUGAAGGCGUAGGAAAACUUCUUAUCAACAAUUUCUGUCCCCCUUAUAGGUAAAAAAAAAAAAACAAAAAAUAAUUUCUAAAGUUUAAAGUUGUGUAAAAUUAAAAUUUAUUAUAUACACUAAUUGUGAAUAAGUGAUUAAAUAGUUGUAAAAUGUGUUCAAAGUUGUUGUGAAUUAAAGAUUCUCAAAAAAAAAUUAUAUUAGGAAAAAUGUAGGAAGUUUAUGCAAAUAUUGAUGCAUAAAAAAAAUUUGUAACAAAUACAAAAGUCAAAGAAUCUCAUUCUGACAACAAAGGAAGUGGAGGAAAUUUUUUUUAUACAGCAGGAAAUUCUGUUAGAAAUUUAAAUCAUCAUGUUAAUAAAGGAAUAUCGUAUUCCACUCCCAUUGACUGUGGAGGAAUAUAGGAUUGCUCAAUUGUAUAUGAUUGCCAAAAAAAGUCGAGAAGAAAGCAAAGGUCAUGGAUCGGGUGUAGAAAUUUUAAUUAAUGAACCAUAUGAAGACGGUCCAGGCGGAGGUCGUGGACAAUAUACGAGAAAAAUUUAUCAUGUUGGAAGUCAUUUGCCGGGAUGGAUAAAGAGUCUCUUACCAAAAAGUGCACUCACCGUUGAAGAGGAAGCAUGGAAUGCAUAUCCAUACACAAAAACUCGUUACACAUGUCCAUUUGUUGAAAAAUUUUCCCUCGAAAUUGAAACUUACUACUUCCCCGAUAAUGGAUAUCAAGAAAAUGUUUUUGGUUUAACUGGAAGUGAUUUACGCAAUAGAAUUGUUGAUGUAAUUGACAUUGUAAAGGAUCAAUUAACUGGUGCUGAUUAUGUUCGUGAAGAAGAUCCAACAUUAUAUGUUAGUGAAAAGACUGGACGUGGACCAUUGUGGGAAUCGUGGGUUGAAGAUUAUUGGACUGAAGUUAAAGGCAAAAAGCAACCAACUGAGAAAAAUAUGGCAUUAAUGUGUGCCUAUAAGUUGUGCAAGGUUGAAUUCAGAUAUUGGGGAAUGCAGACAAAAUUAGAAAAAUUCAUUCACGAUACGGCACUAAGGAAAACAAUGGUUAGAGCACAUAGACAAGCAUGGGGAUGGUUAGAUGAAUGGUACGGUCUUUCUAUGGAUGAUGUUCGAGAAAUUGAACGACAAACACAAGUUGCACUGCAGAAGAAAAUGGGAAAUGGUGGUAUGGAUAUAGAAGAAGAAGAACAUAGCGUAUCCGACACACUCAGUCGUCACUCCAAUCAAUUCAAUUCCAUUGAAAAAACUGAAGAGAAUUCAACGCCUCAAAUAAUGAAGAGACCGCAAGUGCAAAUGAUUUUAAAUGAUACAGCAAGUGCCGAUGCCAGUUCCGACGAUGAAGAUGAGAAAGAUAAAAUAGAAAGUGAAAAGCAACAGGUUGUUGUUGCAAAGAGGCACAGUGGAACAAUGGGAAAUUCAAAAUUUCAAUUUGGUUCGAAGGGAGCUUUACCGUCACCGCUUGGCAGUGCUCACAGCUUUGAUCUUCAUGUCGCAAAUUGGAGAAUGGAGAAAUUGGAAGUGGAAUCUAAAUCAGGAUCUGAAGAAGAAUUCUUCGACUGUCUAGACAUGAGUGAGACAAAUACGUUAACAAAGUGGAGCUCAUUGGAAUUGUUGGCUGAAGAAGAAGAAUCACCGCCACAAACAGCUAGGUUACAUGAGGAUACAAUAUUCUCACAUGAUUACCUGAAACGUGUUGCAUCCGAACGUGGAACUAGAAGGCGUCAAUUAGGUCCAAGUCCAAGCAUUGAACGAUCACAUUCAAGAGAUUCUCCGCCCGGUUCCCCUGGACCAUCAUCAUGUUCAACAUCUGUAUUAAUUCUCGUAUUUCAUGCUGGAAGCUGUUUAGAAGCCAAUUCUGAUUUAACAUCCAAAAAAUCUGAUAUUACAACUUUUCGUGGUGCAAUGGAAAGUGUUGCUCGACAGCAUUAUCCGUCGUUGGUUGGACACUUUGUGAUAAAACUUGUCGCCUGUCCACCAGUUUGUACAGAUGCAUUAGGAAUAUUAUCAAGCUUAUCUCCAUACUCAUUUGAUACAUCACCGUCGCAAAUUGAUCUUCCAAAUCUUACAGAUAUUCCAAUCGGUGCCAUUCCAUUGCUCACAACAUGUACUCAAGAUUUUAUUGAUUCCGUCAAUCGAGCAGUAGGAACAGCUAAUCAAAUUUAUAACGAUUUUCUAAAAUCUGAUGAUGGAAGAGGAUUUAAUGGACAGGUUGUGGUGAUUGGUGACAGUAUUGGAUCAAUAUUAGCACAUGACGCUCUAUGUAGAUCAUCAAAUCGCAAUGGGAGUGAAGGAAGUGUACUUGAUGCCUUAGACUUUGAACAUAGUGAUCUUGAUGCAAAUCGAUUAUUGACAGCACCAUCUCAAAGAAGACGUUCAUCCUCAACAAGUGAAUGUCGACUGCCAAAGCUUGAAUUUGAAGUUGGAGACUUUUUCAUAUUUGGUUCACCGCUUUCAAUAAUCCUUGCAUCAAGACGUUUAAUGGACACAAAAUUAGGUGCAACAAGACCUCAAUGUCAUCAAAUUUAUAAUCUAUUUCAUCCAACAGAUCCAGUCUGUGCACGCUUAGAACCACUCAUAAGUGCACGAUUUAGUAUGUUGGCUCCUAUAAAUAUUCCACGAUAUGCAAAAUAUCCGCUAGGAAAUGGUCAGCCAUAUCAUUUAUUAGAGCUAAUACAAACAAGUCCACAUAUGUUUAGUGACUUACCAACACCUCGUCGAUUAUCAGAUAUUAGCAUUCAAUCAAAUCAUUCAGGCUUAAUUGAUAAUGUUCCAUUGACCACAAUCAAUGCAUUACAGCAACGUUGGUGGGGAUCAAAAAGACUUGAUUAUGCUUUAUACUGCCCAGAUGGUUUAUCAAAUUUUCCAGCUCAUGCACUUCCACAUCUAUUUCAUGCAAGCUAUUGGGAAAGUUCUGAUGUAAUUGCAUUUAUUCUACGACAAAUUGGAAGAUUCGAUAUGAAUGCCUUGGGAGGCGAUGAAAUAAAGGAGUGUUCAUCAUUUAAGCCUGGUCAAGCCAGAGAAAAGUGGAAUAAAAAGCGUACAAGUGUAAAGUUGAAGAACGUUGCUGCCAAUCAUCGAGCCAAUGACGUUAUUGUAAAGGAAGGUGAGGCGCAAAAGUUGAUGGCUAGAUUUAUGUACGGACCACUUGACAUGAUUACUUUGGCUGGCGAGAAAGUUGAUAUUCAUAUUAUGAAGGACCCGCCCGCUGGUGAAUGGACAUUAAUUUCAACGGAAAUAACUGAUAAAACAGGAAGAGUCCUUUAUACAAUUCCGGAAGAUAUGAGUGUAGGAUAUGGCAUCUAUCCAAUUAAAAUGGUCGUUCGAGGAGAUCAUACGAGUGUUGAUUUUUAUUUAACUGUCGUACCACCAAGAACUGAAGCUGUUGUGUUCUCUAUUGAUGGCUCAUUUACAGCAUCGAUGUCGGUUACUGGCAAGGAUCCAAAAGUUCGCGCUGGAGCUGUUGACGUUUGCCGUCAUUGGCAAGAAUUAGGUUAUCUAUUGAUUUACAUCACGGGUAGACCAGACAUGCAACAACAAAGGGUUGUGUCGUGGUUGAGUCAACAUAAUUUUCCGCAUGGUCUGGUAUCAUUUGCUGAUGGAUUAUCAACCGAUCCGUUGGGACAUAAGGCAGCCUAUCUGAAUAAUUUAAUACAAAAUCAUGGUCUUGUAGUACAUGCAUGCUAUGGAAGUAACAAGGAUAUAAGUGUAUACACGAAUAUUGGACUGAAACCCAAACAGAUAUUCAUUGUUGGCAAGGUAUCCAAAAAACUUCAACCUCUCGCGACUCCUUUAACAGACGGUUACGCAGCUCAUUUAAAUAUUUUAAUGGCACAUGGUGGCUCCCGACCAGCACAGGGUAAUCAAAGGAUGGUUAUUCCUCGUGGAUGCUUUAAUCUUCCUGGACAUACACCUAAUAUGCGACGAAGAAGCAAGCUCAGUUUCUUUAGAAAACGCGAUCGAAGUCCUUUAAGAUCAUUACAAAUUUGUUGUGAGCCUUUUCCUUAGAAUCGAUUUUUUAGUCUACUUUUAUUUAAGUUUUGAGAGUAAUCUAUGGUAUCACUUAUUCUUCUCAUGUAAGUAAAUUGUAAACAUUUUAAUUCUUAUUUUCCCUACAAUUACUUCAUUUGUUGCUUUUUCUGUAAAGUUUUCGAUCAAUUUGCAUGUUAAUUUGCUUCUACAUUCGUACAAAAAUUGUUUUGUUUUGAAGACUUAUGGUGUUCAAUAUAGGUACUAGGGCAUCUAAGGAAGUCAAUUUAGGUUUCUUUGAGAUGGCAAUUGCGACCAACUUGCCAAGAUGUCGCUGAUACAUUGAUUCUGUUAAAUCAAUCCUUUGCAAUCGAGGUUUAUCCUAUAAACGUUAGCGUAAUGUUUAACUAUUGCUUCGGAAGCAGUGUUGCAUUCUGGUCUUUUGUCUGGAUCAGAUAAAUUCUGAGACAGAAAUUUCUUCAUAAAGAUCGAUUCUUCAUGAAGAUAGAAAAUCUAAUCUACACAAAGAUUAUUUCUACAUAAAGAAUCUGUCUACAUAAAGAUUCGAUGUAGAUGUCUACAAUUCUACAUUCUUCUCUGAUGUAGACCUGGAAAAAAUGUAGAAUUGUAGACAUCUACAUCGAAUCUUUAUGUAGACAGAAUCUUUAUGUAGAAAUAAUCUUUGUGUAGAUUAGAUUUUCUAUCUUCAUGUAGAAUUGAUCUUUAUGAAGUAAGUUUCUUAGCUAGACAAAAACUAUUGAAGAAUCUACAUUCUUCAUCUAGUGUAGACAUCUACAUUUGCAACACUGUUCGGAAGUGUUUUUGUCACUUCAGGCCCUAGAAUAAGAAUUUUUAGGUUAUUAUCGUAAUAUCAUCCUUAACAUAAAAACAACGAUGAUUCCAGAGAUCCUUACUUCGUAGCUAGUCAAUUGCCUUUCAGAAUAGAUUGAAAUUUUAUUUUUACCAGUUUAACAUUAAACCUAGCACCAAUAUUGAACAUCCAUGAUUCUGAAACUGCCUUUAAACUAUUCGAUGAUGAUUCUAAUAAUCCAAAAAUAAAUACCUCACUUUUUUGGCACAUACUUAACACCUCUCUCACUAAAACGAAAAUUCAAAAAAGAUCUAAUCAGAUGAAAAUGUUUUUGUGUGUGUUUUUUGAUUUUUUUCUUCUUUUGUUUUCUUUUUCUUCAUCACGAAUGAUUAAAAAUGAAAAAUGACCAAUAAAUAAAAUGUAUAAAAAAAUUAUAAUAAAGGCCAUAGUUCAGCACGUUCCUUAGACCACGAAACAAUUAUAAUCACUCACGAAAAAACUCCAAAAAAUCCAUAGCAUUAAAAAUUUUUGUUCGCAAGCGAGAAUGCAUCGCGCGAAGAGGUUUGUAUUAACUUUUUUGUCAUUGUAAACCAUUGAACAAUUAUUUUUUGAAUUUAUUCUCUGUUCUUUAAUAUCAUGAAUGGAUAGUGAACAAAAUCCCAAAAAUAAAAUUGCAAAGUCCAAUGACAGUUGUAGUGAUUUUUUUUAAGGUCCUUUUUAAACCUGCACGAAAUUUUAUCCACAGCAAAGACUUUUGAUUCCCAAAUCGGAAACAAAACUCGUGAAGGUUGUGUGAUACACUCCGAUGCACUUUAUCCUUUUAAAAUAUAUUGUUUGACGAAUAUUUGUGCAUUUAUUUUAUGAUUUAUUAUAUUUUUAUGUAUCUUAAUACUGUUCAAGAUCUAAUUUACUUCAUUUAUUUUAUUAAUACAGCAAUGAGACUCUUACUUUGUCAUCACCGGUGCGUAACACUUACCUAAAGCAGCGCAAGUCAUUCUUUUAAUCGAGGAAUUAAUAACAUAAUAACAAUAUUCACCAUAAAGAUAUGCAUAAAAGUAUCGAAUUAAAGUGAAAUCUCAUCUAAAUAACAUUUGCGGUCGGAAAAUUUUUUGUCACAUGGUACCUGGGAAUUCAAAAGAAGACUGUCACAAUCCCUCAUUGAAGAAAAAAUACUAAAUACAACAAAAUUUAAAUUAAAGAUUAUUAAAAAUUGAAAGAACAAAAUGUAUAAAUUGAACUGAUGGCAGUAAAAAAAUAUAUAUAUAUAUAUAUUAAAUGCGAAAUGAAUAAUUAAAGAGCAUGAAAUAGCAAGUGAAAAUGUGCAAUAAUCAUCAUUAAUUGAAACAUUUUAAAUAACGCAAAAUUUAUUGAAAUCUUUAGGGAGUAUAAUUGUUGAUGCGUAUAGUUGAUGCUUAUUCUAUUGAGAGUAAAAAAAUGAAAAUUUUGUUGAUCUAUGCGCUUAUUGAAAAGCAUUUAAAAGAAAAAAAAUUUAAAUAUUUAAACAAGAUAUUUGAUGUGCAAGAAAUUCUCGUGAAUUAAAAAACUUUCUUUCUUCUUAGAAAAAAGAAAUAAUGACAAAAAUCUAUAUAAAAAAAUUCUAAAAUGUGAACAAAGUUGAGAAUGAUUUAUGAGGCUUGAAAUUCUUUCUUGGAGUAAAUGAGAAUCAUUUUAUAUUCCUUCUAAGAGCAUCUAUUAAUUUUAAUUAAUUUAUAAAAUCAAUCAUUAUCUUGUUUGCGAAUUUGAAUAAUCUAUUAAAUUGCAGACAGAAUAGCUAGAGUUGGGGAAGUAAAUGAUUCUAUUUUGCUCCUAGAAAAAGCUUUCCAAACCUCAGAAAUCUUUCAAAAAAAUAAUAUAAAAAUCAAGGCUUCCGGAGAUUAUAAUAUUUAAUACUCUUAGCAUUAAGGCUAUUAAAGAUUAUAAUAUUUCCUUGAAUUACGGAAGCCUUGCAUAUAAAAUUAUCUGAAAGUAUUGUAAAAAGUUUUUUUCUUUUGCAAUACAUUCGAUCCUUUUCUUCUUUAAAUUGAUGCAGGUAAUUAAGUAAUUUCAUAUAUUUUUAUACAUUAUAAAAUGAAAGCAAAAACAUAUUUAACUUAAAUGUCACAAGAAAAAAAAAUCAUUCUAAAUUCGAGUAUAGAACAAAUUGUCGUUCAUUGUGAAAAUUCAUCAAUUAAAAAAUUUUGGAUUCUCCUAUUUUUUCAACUCUUAUUUGAAGAUUAUAUAAUCAAAUUUGAAAACUAAUAAAAUUGGAAUCUGGUGAUAAAAAAAAAAGAGAUUUAAGAAACAAAAAAAUAAUAAUAAUCUUAGGAUAAUUGUGAAAUCUUAAUUGGACAAACUGUUACUUCCUUUCGAGCAGAUAAACUUAUUGAAAAUAAAAAGUCUAAAUGUAGGAAAAUUAAAAAGAAAGAAAAAGGAAUGAAAAAUGAUAUUAAAAAGCAAAUUAUUCGUGGUUUACAUGUGUUUAUUGACAAAUUGAAUAAAUAAAUAAUAAAUUAAAUGUUUAGCUAUUAAUAGAAGAGUGAAAAUAAUAAUAAAUAAUUGGAAAUUUAAGACAUUCUAAUGACUAUAUCUCAAACUUUCUUCCAAAUAUUAAACGAUUUGAAAGUCAAAUUUUCAAGUUUUAUGACAAAAAGAAGUUAUUGGAAAAAUAUAAGACAAAAUUCUGAUUAAAAUAUAAUUUAUUUUUGACACAAAUUCAACCUUAACUUUGGAAAUCUCUUAAAUGAAAAUCAGUUUAAUCAAAUAUCUUUAAUUUAGCCUUUAUUUUAUGGAUUCUUUUGUAUUAUUUUUAUAAAAUAUCACUCAAUAUAACCAGUAUUGGACAUAUAACACUUUAAAAUUCAUAUUCAAUAAAUCACUCGAAUGAAAUCUCAUCAAAAAACUGCAAAGUUGAUGAUUCUGAAUAAUUUUGAAAAUUUGUUCGAGCUUCAAUUCUUUAAAUAUUUAUCAGUUGACAGUAGUCAAUCAACAUUGAUGUAAUCGUCCAUAAUGAUGCCUACAAGAAGUUAUUCUUUUAGGAAUGUCAAUGAAGAUCUUUGAACCAUUCAGAUUUCUUUAACACAAAAUUUUAAUUCAAGACUUAAUUCUAAUUUUGAUUCACAUUUCUUAAAAAUAGCACUAAUAAUUUAAUAGACUAAUUCAUAACCUUCUAAAACUGAUAUUUAUUUGAAAAUGGAUGUUAUUUAAAUAUUAUUAAACAGAAAGAAAAAUCAUCAUAAAGCAUUUAAAAAGAUAAUUUAAAGGGAAUAAAGCAUUAUUUAAAUAAGGGCCAGAGGAAAUAAAGGAAAAUUGUGACGUAUAUAAAAGAAAAAUUAUUGUUUUAAUUACUAUAAGCUGUUUACUAUGGAGUAGUCCAACCUAAGAGUAUAAAGUUGUGUAACAUUCUUAAAUGAAAAGUGGGUAGAAGUGGUGAGUCUGAAAAAUCACAAUUGACAUCAUUUAACGAAAUAUCCAUCAUUGCAUAGAGAUAGCAGCAAUCUGUUACUCUUGAACAGCUUAUUGAAAUCAAAAAUGCACUUAAUCUUAUCGAAAUCACUUUGUGUAAUUUUCAGGACCCUCAGUUCAUCAGCACAAUUAUUGUACACUAUAUUUCGUAGAAUAUCUUCAGACACAACUCCACAUCCAAGUUCUAGAUGCUUUAGCUUUAAUUUCUUAAUUAUAAUAUCAACAAUUUCAUUCGAUACGUUACAGUAAUCGCGCUUUAUAAUCAGCUUUUCAAUCGAAUUCACAUUGCUCACAAUAUUUUUCCAUCCGAAGAACUUUACAUCAUAAUCAAUGUAAUCGAGAAUUAAGGUUUUAAGUUUAACAUCGAGACAUGAGAGAUUUGAGAAAUUCGAAUCGAUAGUACGUGAUGUGAAGCCGGGUAUGGAGAGUUCUUCGAGAUUGGAAAAGGUUGAUAAAAUAUGAAAUAAAUAUUUAUCGCUUAUUGGCAUAUCACCGACUAGCUUUAAAUGCUCAACAUUUGGAAAGAUUUUGAUGAAAUUGAUGAAAAUUGGAAGAUUUUCGAAUGCGAAAUUCCCGUGAAUUGUUAAGUUUCUAAUCGAGCGAUUCGUAAAGCUAUGACUGUGAAAGAAUGACAAGUCAUUUAUAUCCACGUGCACUUCCUUUAUCGGAUUUGAAAACAUUUGUCGAUAAACAAAAAUAAUAUCGAGAGACGAUGGAAUCGGCGUGUUGAUAACUUUAAUUGUUUCUAAAUUCUGUUGAUUUUUAAUCAUGUUCAGCAUGACCUUCAUAUGUUCUCUCGACAACUGGCAGUUCACUAUCUCCAAAUGCCUCAAUUGACAUUGAAGGAAAUUCUCAUAAUUGAAAAUGUUACAAUUUUUUGACGUCACAUUUUCAAAUGUCAAUGACUUCACGUAAGCUUGUUGAGUCAUCAUCUCGCAAAAAUCUAAGCAGUUAGAUGUAUUCCGACCAUCACAUUUGAGCCUUAUCUUUCGUAAUUGAAUGUCGUAGUUGUUUGCAAAGAGCGCGAACAUUUUCUCGUCGGUAUUUACGCAGUUUAUUUCGCGUAAUUCAAGCAUUGAUAGUUUUGGGACUUGAACAAUAGAAUUGAGGAAUUCAUUUUCAGGUUUUAAGAACGUUACAUUUAUCACAGUUAGCCUCUUGAGAUUGUACAAAUGCCUCAAUACAAUUCUCAUUUGAUCGAUUGUCUCAAAUCCAUAAUCAUGAAUUUCCAAUUCCCGAACUGUGUCACUAAACUUUUUAAAAAUCACCAAAUACUUCAUAAUUUUAUCUCUUUUCAAUUUAAUAACAAUCUUUGUCGCUCGACGUGUCGAUUCCAAAAUGGGUUCAAUAGACCUUUCGUUGUCAUCGUAGAAUUCAUCCUCAUCAAUAAUGAGUAUCGGCAAAUUACUCAUCAAUAUUGGCGAGCUUUCAAUAAUACUUUUUGUAUAUUUAUCCACUAGCAUCAUAGCCAUUAAUUCAUUACAAUUGAGAUAUGUGAAUAUUUCCUCUUGAAGUUCAUUUGGCAAACUUUUUAUUUCCAUUCUUUUUUUCAGACGCGAAAUAACAGCUGUUAAUAGGUGACAAUUUCAAAUCAU